AUUGGCCAGCGCACGACCCGGAUUAUGCAAGCAGGAUAUGUCAAGUCGCUCUACGAUUCCGCAGGCGAGCUGGUCUACGAGCUCUCAGACAGUGAUCAGCUGGCGGUCCAGGAGUACACCUUGAAGUACAUCUUCGUGCUUGGGGACCUCCUCCCGCUCGUGCUCAUGCAACCGGAGGAGAUUGCGGACGUCUUCGCGCAG
Messenger RNA from Symbiodinium necroappetens, 201 nucleotides. The record is from the annotation of a GenBank genome assembly. Lineage: Eukaryota; Dinophyceae; Suessiales; Symbiodiniaceae.